AUGGCGCUGGUGGGUGCCAUCGUGUCGGUCGUGGCGUCGUUCUGCCUGUUCCUGCUGAAGCCGCCCGCCAUGGAGGAGCUCGGCCACAAGCGACCCCUCCUGCACGACAACGACUACAAUGCGGGCAGGCCGCCGGAGCACCACGGCAGCUGUUGGGUUGCCAUUACGCAGCCUCCUUACCUUGCGCGGGUGCUGACGUCGCCGGUGCCGGAGGAGAAGGCGCGCCUGACGCACGAAGCCAACGAGCGGUGGCGCACGCAGGCCAUCACCGACCUGGGCGACAUCGCACCGCCUCUCCAGCCCGCGCGACCACCCACACCCGAACUGCGGGACAAGCGCAACAUGCCCGGCGCCAAAGAACUGAACGUGCCAUUGCCGAUCUAUCUCCUACACUCGUUGGCACACAUCGAGUUGAACGCGGUCGAUCUCGGGUGGGACCUCAUCCUGCGGUUCAGGCACGAGAACAUGCCUACGGAGUUCUACACAGACUGGGUGUCGGUGCUGAGCGACGAGGCGCGCCAUUUCGGAUUGCUGUCCUCGCGUCUCGUUGCGCUUGGCUACCACUACGGCGUGAUUCCCGCACACGACUCGCUCCUGCGCGAUGGCGAGACCACCGGACACAACCUGAAAGCGAGACUUGCGACGCACGGCUUGGAUUCGUGGGAGCGGCUGGUGCAGCGAUUCAACUCCAACGCUGACAAGGAGAGCGGUCGGAUCGUAGACACCAUCUGCCGCGAGGAGAUCGACCACGUCAAGAAGGGCCUCAAGUGGUUCCGAUAUCUGUGCGAGCGGGACGACGAGGACCCGGAGACCGCGUUCCAGGCCAUCGUGCACCAAACGCAAAUCCCGGUAUGUGCCACUACAGCGUAUGCGGAAGCAUCCACCACGAGUCAAGAAGCACCAGGCCAGGAAGGCCACUACCACAGCACAGCACGAUACCCCGCAUUCCUCAAAUAG
Acanthamoeba castellanii str. Neff is the source of this 957-nucleotide messenger RNA. RefSeq lists its product as uncharacterized. The record is from RefSeq and is a predicted model, not a curated record. The coding region runs from base 1 to 957 and encodes 318 amino acids. The transcript is spliced from 10 exons. Lineage: Eukaryota; Discosea; Longamoebia; Acanthamoebidae.